Molecule: messenger RNA, 2370 nt
Organism: Equus caballus (horse)
Lineage: Eukaryota; Metazoa; Chordata; Mammalia; Perissodactyla; Equidae
Gene: CDK2
Product: cyclin dependent kinase 2
Biological process (GO): protein phosphorylation; G1/S transition of mitotic cell cycle; signal transduction
Cellular component (GO): cyclin-dependent protein kinase holoenzyme complex; cytoplasm; nucleus
Molecular function (GO): ATP binding; cyclin binding; cyclin-dependent protein serine/threonine kinase activity
Source: RefSeq, a predicted model, not a curated record
GGCAACAUUGUUUCAAGUUGGACAAAUUGACAAGAGCGAGAGAAACACUGCGUUCCAUCCCGACUUGGGGCCGAGGUGCUGAGCCCUGUAUUUCCCUCCUUGGUCCCCCGAGAGCCGGGGCCCGCUUUCCGCAGGGUUCCCAGGCCGCCCCCUCCUGGGCCGGGCUGACCCGGCUCGCUAGCGCUUCAUGGAGAACUUCCAAAAAGUGGAAAAGAUCGGAGAGGGCACGUACGGAGUUGUGUACAAAGCCAAAAACAAGUUGACGGGAGAAGUGGUCGCGCUUAAAAAAAUCCGCCUGGACACUGAGACGGAGGGUGUACCCAGUACUGCCAUCCGGGAGAUCUCUCUGCUUAAGGAGCUUAACCACCCUAAUAUUGUCAAGCUGCUGGAUGUCAUCCACACAGAAAACAAACUCUACCUGGUUUUUGAGUUUCUGCACCAGGAUCUCAAGAAAUUCAUGGAUGCCUCUGCUCUCACUGGCAUUCCUCUUCCCCUCAUCAAGAGCUAUCUGUUCCAGCUGCUCCAGGGCCUAGCUUUCUGCCAUUCUCAUCGGGUCCUGCACCGAGACCUCAAACCUCAGAAUCUGCUUAUCAACGCAGAGGGGGCCAUCAAGCUAGCAGACUUUGGACUAGCCAGAGCCUUUGGAGUCCCUGUUCGUACUUAUACUCAUGAGGUGGUGACCCUGUGGUACCGAGCACCUGAAAUCCUUUUGGGUUGCAAAUACUACUCCACAGCUGUGGACAUCUGGAGCCUGGGCUGCAUCUUUGCUGAGAUGCACCUAGUGUGUACCCAGCACCAUGCUAAGUGCUGUGGGGAACACAGAAGAAAUGGAAGACACAGUCUCUGCCCGCUGUGCUCCUAUCUAGAAGUGGCUGCAUCACAAGGAGGGGGGAUGACCGCAGUGUCUACCCCACACCCCGUGACCCGGCGGGCCCUAUUCCCUGGAGAUUCUGAGAUUGACCAACUCUUCCGGAUCUUUCGAACUCUGGGGACCCCAGAUGACUCGGUUUGGCCAGGAGUUACUUCCAUGCCUGAUUAUAAGCCAAGUUUCCCCAAGUGGGCCCGGCAAGAUUUUAGCAAAGUUGUGCCUCCCCUGGAUGAAGAUGGACGGAGCUUGUUAUCGCAAAUGCUGCACUACGACCCCAACAAGCGGAUUUCGGCAAAGGCAGCUCUGACUCACCCUUUCUUCCAGGAUGUGACCAAGCCAGUACCCCACCUUCGACUCUGAUUUCCUUCCCUAAGCCACCACUCCUAGGCUCACCUUCUCCUCCGGGAGGGGGUGUGGCGGGGGGGGGGGGUCUGAUCUGGCUUGGCCCUGGGCUAUUUGCCCUCCCAUCUUGUCUGGCUGCCUUAACACUCACCUUCUCCUCUCAGCCAGCCAACUCUGGAGAUACACAGGUGUGGAGGGGAAAAAUGGGUGAAAAUGAAAGGAAGCUUCAGUAUUAGAUGCACUUAAGUUAGCCUCCACUACCCUCUCCCCUCCUCUUCCUUGUCGCUGAGGAGGGCUGAUAUUUAAAAAAAAACCUGACUCUUUCCCCUCCCCCCACAUAGGGUUUGCCAUCCCAGUCUCUGAAAGUCCCGUAGUUAUUGUUUCCCGUGUUUGGGACAGCGGAGACCCCAAGCCUCCUGCAGCCACUGUGUUUGUAAGGCCAACUGAUACCAAGGGGGAACUUUUGAAAACCAAGCAAAACAAAAAUAUAGGAAGGGGCCUGUUUUAAAGAAUUAGGUUAAAAAAUAGAUCCAACCAGUUUAUACCUUAAUUUUAGUGUUUCAUCUCCCCUAACAGUCUGGGAGACUCAAGACUCCCACCCAGUCUCCACAGUCUGCAGUAGAAAUGAUGGCCCCUACACCGCUUGUCUGUCUCUCCUAUGGGCAAGGGUGUCUUCAGAGCUCUGGGACAGGCAUUGUGCUUCACUGUGGCCUUAUGAGGCAAGUGAAAGAUGUUCGAAUUUUUCUCUUCCUGUUAAGAGUCUUAAUUCUUCAGGCGCCAGGGAUCCUGGCUCCUGUCUUCCUCUAAAGGCCAUCCUGUAGGAGUGGAAGUUAGGCUUUAGACAUCAUUUUGAGAAUGCUGACACUUUUUUAGGGCUGUGACUGAGCGAGGCCAUUGGAAAAAAAUAUUUCUUUAAGAGAAGGAUGAACAAUUAUAUUUAUAUUUCAGGUUAUAGUAGUUUUUUAAGUCGGAGUGGGUGGAUUUGUUGCCGUGCACACCUUGGGGUUUUGUAAUGCGAAUGUUUAAAAAAAAAGCAUUUUUUUCUUUCUAUGAUUUUGUCUCUCUUCUCCCACCUCUUGUCCUUGAGUGUUCUUGCUAUUAACAUUAUUUGUAAUUUAGUUUGUAAUUCAUUAAAAAAAAGUUCCUCAUUUUAUAGUUCA